Messenger RNA from Camellia sinensis, 555 nucleotides. The record is from RefSeq and is a predicted model, not a curated record. NCBI's taxonomy places the organism in Eukaryota, Viridiplantae, Streptophyta, Magnoliopsida, Ericales, Theaceae.
AUGGGGUUUGACCGUGACUGGAAAAAAAUUGAAGAUUUUGUUGGUUCAAAGACAGUGAUUCAGGCUCUUUAUAUAUCUUGGCUAAAUAAUUCCAUUAGCAGACCCGAAGUCGUGCCCAAAAUACUUUUUGAAGGUCCAAAAAAUGAUACUAUAGCACAUGUGCCACCACCUCGAAAGGAACCAAAAAAUGGUUUGGCCUGUGAUGACAAUGAAAGUACAUAUGGCAGAGGAUUUUGUUUGAAUUUUGGUCAUUCUGACAUGCUAUUUCUUUUAAAAAUUGGCAGUUUUAGCACCAUUACAAGCUUUCAUGGUUAUCCAUCCUUGUUGAAUGCCCUUACACCUGGAUAUUCUCCAUGGGAUGACACUUCCAUGCUCAUACAUUCUCCAUCAGGUGGAAUCAUGCUAUCCCAGGAUGAAUACAAUCUUCAUGGAGUCGAAGCUGAUAUUGGAUCAAAGGGGGUAGCUAGGAUUAGUAACAGCGGCAUUGAUGGCAUCGGAAGCUUGAGUAGAACAAUAUCAAGUUCUGAAUUAUCGAAGCAAGGGAAACCAGGUUAA